AAGGAGGCGUCGGCCCAGCUACGUCGGUCUUUUGCAAUCGCCUUCGACCGGUGGACAGGGUCAGCUCACACACACACACACACAAAACCGGGACAGUCCUCUCGUUCACACACUUUUAUAGAGUCCGCUGUGGUUUUAACGAUGAUUAAAAACGGACAUCACGCCGCUCUGGAGGCCGAAGGAGCGGAAGCGUCUCACCGAGGAGCGGAGAAAAGGAAGAGAUUAGUCCGAGUGUGGUGUGACGGCUGUUAUGACAUGGUUCAUUAUGGUCACUCUAACCAGUUGCGUCAGGCGAAGGCGAUGGGUGAUUACCUGGUGGUUGGAGUUCACACAGACGGAGAGAUAGCGAAGCACAAAGGGCCGCCAGUGUUCACUCAGGAGGAGCGCUAUAAGAUGGUGCGAGCUAUAAAGUGGGUGGACGAGAUUGUAGAGGGAGCGCCGUACGUCACCACGCUGGAGACCCUCGACAAGUACAACUGUGAUUUCUGCGUGCACGGAGAUGACAUCACGUUAACAGUAGACGGAAAGGACACGUAUGAGGAGGUGAAACAUGCUGAUCGCUACAGGGAAUGCAAACGCACACAGGGUGUGUCCACAACCGACCUAGUGGGCCGCAUGCUGUUGAUGACUAAAGCUCAUCACGCCAACAUGGAUAACUCAGAAUACAAGCAGCAUGCAGAUAACUUCGGAAAGGGUCCUAAAGGCCACAGUCCCUGGACCGGCGUGUCUCAGUUUCUCCAGACGUCUCAGAAGAUCAUCCAGUUUGCGUCUGGUAAAGAGCCGCAGCCCGGAGACACCAUCAUUUACGUAGCCGGAGCUUUCGAUCUCUUCCACAUCGGCCACCUGGACUUCCUGGAGACGGUGUUCAAACAAGCCGAGAGACCCUACAUCAUCGUGGGACUGCACUUCGACCAGGAAGUGAACCGGUACAAAGGGAAGAACUAUCCAAUCAUGAACAUCCAUGAGAGAACUCUGAGCGUGCUGGCUUGUCGAUACGUGUCAGAAGUGGUGAUUGGGGCACCGUACACUGUGGGUAAAGAUCUGCUGGACCACUUUAAGGUUGACCUGGUGUGUCACGGAAAAACGGAGGUUUUCCCCGAUAAGGACGGAUCUGACCCUUAUGCUGAGCCGAGGAAGCGAGGAAUAUUCCGGACCCUGGACAGCAAGAACGACCUCACCACCGACGACAUCGUGCAGAGGAUCAUCGCUAACAGGCUGCAGUUUGAGGAGAGAAACCAGAAGAAGGAGGUGAAGGAGAUGGCCGUGAUCGAGGCUCUGAAGCACAAAGCUGAUGAAGAGAAAAACAAAGCUGCUGCUCAGUAACCUAGAAAAGAAAAAAAAAACUACAACCAAAGGGCUUGAAAACGUUCUCCUGUUUCUUUCCCCGCUCCUUUUCCCUCUGUCGUCUUCUCUCUGUCUGUACGAGCGCCUUUAACACGUCUCAGCGUCAGCGUGUCCGUUAGGGGGUGGAGCUCUGAUAGCUAGUAAAAAAAAAAAGUGCAAAGCUUUGUGACUGAUGUUCACACUAGCAAGUGUAGCUGGUGGGCGUGGCCUGUCCUGUGAAAAGUAGCUAUAUACAGCUUCCAAAGCUAGCUAGUUAAACAUGAAUGAAACGCACUAAUCAGCGUGAAAAUAACAUCCGCGCGAGUUAAACCGUUCCAGACGCAGAGACGUCAACGUUCCCUGCUACUUCCUCCUUCUCUCCGUACACGUUCGAUUAGAGGUCUGAUAGGAUGGCACGUUUUUUGCAUGAAAACAGGAAGUAACUGAAGGAUAAACGAGGAUUCAUUCGAGGCCAUUGUCUUUAGUGUCUAAGCUUAUUCGCAUAUUAAUGAAUAAAAUAAACGGUCGACUUGCUAGUGUGAACGUAUAAAGCACCCGGUUUACCCAGAAUGCCUUAGCACAGAUUUUUUUAUAUGGGGGGGGGACUCCUUUUAGCUCUCUCUUGACUGCAUCGGCUCAUCCUCCUGUAAUGGAAGGAGAGGAGAUGAUUUUAACGCUGCCUGUUAAAUGGGUGCAAACAUUUAAUCCAGUCUCUCUGUCUGAGAGCUUUGUAAAAACUCCUCAUCGUUUUUACUUUUCCAUUCGUUCACACACAGCGCUACAGAGCACUCUCUCCUCAUCUCAUCUCAUUUUAUCCAGCCUCGUUUUCUGCUCAUAGGAAGUGUGUAAGCUACACCCUGUGUGUGUGUGUGUGUGUGUGUGUGUGUGUGUGUGUGUGUUUGGGGCAUUAGAAUGUGGUGCUUCUAAAGGUCCUACUGGGUUCUGGUGGUGUUUAACGGCCACCUGAAAAUCUCCAGUGGAACCCAUUAAAGCCAGUUUACAUAAAGGAAACCGUUACAGAUUGUAAUUAUGGCUAACGGGUAACGCUAAUUAAGUCCAGUCGGCGUUACGUUACGGCAUCAGGGAUUGUCUUUGUGGAAUAUUUCUGUGGUACUGUUUCUCCACACUCUAGUUUAUAACUGGUCAACCAAGUAACACACCGUAUUCAAGUGGGACGUCGGAAAUUUCCGGACUUUCGCUAGGGAAAAGUUAUUUGGAUGCCACUCACGCUCUCAGACAGGAAAUCUUUUUUAAUCUUUUAGAUUUUGGAGAUGAUUAAAUAAGCUGAGUUUUGUACUGAAGAGCAGUGGCUUUUAGCAUCCAAGAAAUGGUUCAGCUUCAGAAUCCACACCAUAAUAAUAAUCACGUGAUCAGGACAUACAGAUGUUUUAAGAAAGUUCUAGCAUUUAAAAAAAAAAAAAAAGUUCAAGAAAUGUCCCAAGUAGAACCGUGUUAGAACUGUGAGAUGCCUCGAGGAACCCUUUUUUUUUUUUUUGAGAUUUUAAGAACAAAAAAGAUAUUAAUACCUUUUUUUAAGCAAAGUUUUCAUUUAACUCAAUCCAAAUCGAUCACUGUGGAAUUCCAACAUAAGUUUUAUUUUUUUUUAAACACCAAGUGCGUAAUUUGAAGAUUUUAUUCAGAAUCAUAGCAAGAUUUCUGUUUUUAAAUGAUGCUUUUCAUUUCUAAAAGCUAUUUUAACAGCAAUAAACAACCCCACAGAAUUGAAACUGUGAGGCGUCUGGCGUGUUUCCAACGUGAAAUUUCCCGGAUCUCGGCUUAUUUUCAUUUUAUUACAUUAACAGUGGAAUAUAAAAUGAAGUGAACUGGUUCGUUCUUCUGUACACUUCUCCACAUAGUAAGAAAAAUAAAUAAUAAGGGUUUAUUUAAGAAAAUAUAAAUGACGGUUUAAAUAACAGAAGAGUGACAGAGGUCCUGGAUUUUAACGUCCAUCAUGAAUGAUUUCUAACUGAUCUCAUCAUAGUGAAGAGGAUUAGCUGCUUUACACACACUGGGAGCACUGGGAGUGGUGAUGGUCAGGAUGAUCAUGUGGGAGGGAAAAAAAACAAAGCUCAUGAAUGUUCACCUCGUGGAUUUGCCAUAUUUAUUCUAAUCUGCUGUUAUCAGGCUGUGUGUGUGGUUUAGUGUUUUUUUUUUUGGUUUGAUUGUUUUGAAUUCUUGGUACUCAGUGUUAGUAUCAGCAACAUGAAUACACUAAGCCGUGUUUUGUGUUUUGCGUGCUCGCACCCAGUCCAGUACAACCUCAGCUGUAGUUUGGUUAAAGGAAAACAGUCGACUUCAUAAGCGGAGAUUUUUUUCAGAAGAGAUAUUUUUUGUUUUUCCAUCUGGGAGAUGAAAGGAAAGGAAAUGUCAUGGCUUCAUAGCAGUCGGAGAGGAAAUAAGUUCAGUUUGUUUCUAUUGUUCUUCAUGUCCUACUGUCACGUGUAUUGAUUACUGAUCUCAUAAACACGCCAAUAAACCAGGUACCAAGAACA
This is a messenger RNA of Hemibagrus wyckioides, 3815 nucleotides long. It is a transcript of the gene pcyt2, whose product is annotated as phosphate cytidylyltransferase 2, ethanolamine. The transcript is spliced from 13 exons. Gene Ontology annotation, molecular function: ethanolamine-phosphate cytidylyltransferase activity. Gene Ontology annotation, biological process: phosphatidylethanolamine biosynthetic process. The coding region runs from base 142 to 1323 and encodes 393 amino acids. The record is from RefSeq and is a predicted model, not a curated record. NCBI's taxonomy places the organism in Eukaryota, Metazoa, Chordata, Actinopteri, Siluriformes, Bagridae. Gene Ontology annotation, cellular component: cytoplasm.